Messenger RNA from Colletotrichum destructivum, 874 nucleotides. Its product is annotated as Putative thioredoxin. Gene Ontology annotation, cellular component: cytosol. Bases 62 to 715 code for a protein of 217 amino acids. NCBI's taxonomy places the organism in Eukaryota, Fungi, Ascomycota, Sordariomycetes, Glomerellales, Glomerellaceae. The transcript has 3 exons. Gene Ontology annotation, molecular function: protein-disulfide reductase activity. The record is from RefSeq and is a predicted model, not a curated record.
CUUCAACCCCACGACACUGCGCCUACGAACUUCCCUGAAUCCCACCGCAGUCCUCGAAACCAUGAGUCUCGUCAACAUCCAGUCUGCCGGCCAAUGGCAAGGCAUCCUUAGCAGCACCAAUGUUGUCAUUGCCGACUUCUACGCCGACUGGUGCGGUCCCUGCAAGAUGAUCGCGCCGCACUUCGAACGCCUCGCCAAAGAACACUCCAAGCCGAACAAGGUCGCCUUCUGCAAGAUCAACGUCGACAACCAAUCCACCAUCGCCCGCACCCACGGCGUCAGCGCCAUGCCCACCUUCAUCGUCUUCCACGGCGGCCAGGCCGUCGAGACCAUUAAAGGCGCGAACCCACCCGCCCUGACGCAGGCCAUCCAGAACGCCCUGAAGCUCCCGGACAAGGGCGGCCGCUCCGCCGCCACUUUCACAACCCCCGGCCGAACCCUCGGCGGCGAUAAGCCCGCGCGUGCGAGCCUGCGACGCCCCGUGCAGUGGCAGCUGCGCGACUUCUUCAGCAAUAUAAUCACCUUCAUCGGGCUGUACCUCGUCUCGCUGUUUGCGAUUGACCCCCACAAGGCGGCCGAGAUGUCGCAGUUCAACCGCGUGAAUCCGCCCGCCCCAGUGGUCAAACCUGCCAAGGGCGCCGCCGGCUCUGGUACGAGGCAGGCCCCGAAGGGUCCGGCAUUCAAGACGUUGGCGGACCUGGGAGGUGACGAAUAGUGCGACAACACGGGUUAUGGCGCAAGGCGUUUUUGACUUCCUUUCUUCAAUUUUUCAUGUAUAGGAUGUAGCAUUCGUGGCAUACACAUCUCGGUGGAUAGCCUGAGAGCAAACCGGGGGGUAAUUGUGGCCCCCGUCCGACUAAUAAAGAUACAUACU